Messenger RNA from Neltuma alba, 2155 nucleotides. RefSeq lists its product as uncharacterized. Gene Ontology annotation, molecular function: S-adenosylmethionine-dependent methyltransferase activity. The transcript has a single exon. The record is from RefSeq and is a predicted model, not a curated record. Bases 379 to 1923 code for a protein of 514 amino acids. NCBI's taxonomy places the organism in Eukaryota, Viridiplantae, Streptophyta, Magnoliopsida, Fabales, Fabaceae.
AAUCUCAUCUCCUGAAACUGACUUCUCUCAGCUCUCGCACAGACCUCCCACUAAUGGUCUCACUCUUCUCUGCUUCCUAGGGUCGCUCCAUUUCUCGCAGCCAUGUCAUCAUCCCGUUUUGCUCCUAUUUCCGCUUUCUAUUUCCCCAGAUUUCCCUCCCUCUCUUCCAGAAGACCCGUCCUCAUCGGCGCUAACCACACCUCCGCUCGCUUCUCCUCCCGAUAAUUCUCUUCCUGGAAAACCAUACCUUUCAUUCUUUUUCUCCUUGAGUUCUUCACCAAAGAAGAAAAACUCCGGCUUUCAUUCAUUUGUUUAUUUUUUUGUGCAUUCUUGCGUGAAAUCAAAUUUUUCUUCCGGAAAGGUGUUAAAUCUGCUGCAAUGGAGACUGCCGCUGCGAAGCCCGGCUUUCUCAGGAAUAUUCUCAUACGGUUGCUUCUGUUUGGGGUUUUCAUUAUUGUCGUUCGGUUUGCUUAUGUCAUCACCAUCGCCGGCGAGUCUUGCAACGUCGGCGACUUCUGCUUCUUCUCCCUUCCGGAGUCUCUCAACUUUGUCGUCGCCGGCUCCGGCGCCGGGGUUUUGGCUGUCGAGUCCAAUGAGGCCAUCGUUAGCCGAUCUGCGGCGCGACCGGAGGUUUACUCGAGUAAAGAGUGGAAUGAGGCCGUUAGUUUCUACUCAUCCGUGUUUAAGGAUCACGUAUCUUAUGGCUAUCUCUCGCCGGAGUCGAAAUCUCUCUGCGUUGAGACGCCGACCGGUCGCGACGUGUUCGCAUUGAAGGAGAUCGGCGUCUCGGACGCGAUUGGGAUUGCAAAGAAAGCUUCGAAGCCACUGGUGAAAGCAGGACAGGCUCACCGUAUGCCCUUCCGCGACAACACAUUCGACUUCAUCUUUUCCGGCGAGGGCGGGCUCGAGAAAUCGACGCGACCUUCAGAUUUCGCCUCUGAGAUUGCUCGGACUCUAAAACCCGAAGGGUUUGUGGUGUUCCAUGUAAAGGCUAAAGAUACGUAUAGUUUCAAUUCAUUCCUUGAUUUGUUUACUAAUUUCAAAGUAGUUAAAACGCAUGAUAUAGAUGGAUUUGAUUCUUCAAUGCCUCACAUACGCGAAAUUGUUUUGAGGAAAGAGUUUGAUGGUAUUGUUCAUGAGUUUGAGAAAUUCGAUGAUGAUUCUAGUGGGAAAUGCUCUACUCAUGGGCACAGACAAGAAUUGGUCAGAAAUGCAGAGCCUUUGAUCACUGAGGAGCCACUGAAACCGUGGAUUACUUUGAAGAGGAACAUAAAGAACAUAAAGUACCUUCCAUCAAUGGUUGAUAUAAGCUUCAAGAAGAGGUAUGUUUAUGUCGAUGUUGGGGCUAGAAGUUAUGGCUCUAGUAUAGGAAGUUGGUUCAGGAAGCAGUAUCCAAAACAGAACAAGACCUUUCAUGUGUAUGCAAUUGAGGCUGAUAAAACUUUUCAUCAAGAGUAUCGCUUGAAGAAGGGAAUCACUCUGCUUCCUUAUGCUGCUUGGGUAAAGAAUGAGACUCUAACCUUUGAGAUUCAUCGGGAUCCUGGUGAGCAUGUUGAAGUCAAGGGCAGAGGCAUGGGUAGGAUUCAACCGUUGCAGUCAUCAUCAUCUGCUGAUUUUGAUGGUGAAGUUGAGAAGAUCCAAGGGUUUGAUUUUGCAAACUGGUUGAAGAACACAGUCUCAAAGAAUGAUUUUGUUGUCAUGAAGAUGGACGUGGAAGGUACAGAGUUCGAUCUGAUUCCAAGAUUAUUCGAAACAGGAGCUAUUUGUUUGGUGGACGAGAUUUUUCUUGAAUGCCACUAUAAUAGAUGGCAAAGAUGUUGCCCUGGGCAGAGGAGUCCAAAGUAUGAGAAAACAUAUGAUCAAUGCAUGGAGCUCUUCACUUCUCUGAGGCAAAGCGGAGUUCUUGUUCAUCAAUGGUGGUAACCUUCUGAUAGAUGAUAACAUCUUCUGUAGCAUUCUUGUUUUUCUUUUGCUUCUUCCAUGUUUCACCAAUAGACAAGAUUCGUUUGCGUCUCAAAUUUCUUCCCUUGUAACAUGUGCAACUGAAAAUCAAAUCAUCUGCUCACGUCAAUUAUAUUUGUUUCAUACACCUCCUAUUUAUUCGAAAAAUCGUAGUCUUGUAUCUGAAUUGAUAAUGCGGUCUUUUUAAUCUUUC